CUCUCUCUUAAGUGGCCACGGUUAUCACCUGCGAACGACAAUGAAGUUUCUGGCAAUUGUGCUCUUAGCAGCUUGUGCGUGCGCUACAGAGAUUGAGAAGCGAAAUGCCGAGCCAGAUCAUAGCUACCAUCAUCCUUAUUUUGGCUAUUAUCGUCCUUCGUAUGGCUAUGGUUACGGCCACCCCUACGGGUAUGGUAGCUACUACCCAGUAGGCUACGGCUAUGGGCACCACCAUUACAAAAGGUCAGCCGAUCCAGAACCAGAGGCUGAGCCUUCCUAUGGCUAUGGCUACUAUGGGUAUCCUUACCCAGUCUACCACUACCCAUCUUAUUACUACGGUUAAGGAGAAGCCUCACCGCCGAUUUCCAUGGAGCACAACUGUCUCAUUUUUUUUUUGUUGAUUCAGGAAUGUUUUAUGAACAGAUACACCGAGAUAUCUGGUUUUUAUUUAUUUUUCUCAUGCUCAACAUAAAUAUCAAAUUGUUAAGUCUGAAGUCGAGGAAUUUUAGUCAAAUAACACCAAUUUACUAGUAAUCUUUUUGUUUGCUAUUCCAUGUACCACCACAACAUGCAUGUUUUAAAUUCAUUAUUCUUAUACUUCGGAUUGAAUUGUAUGGAGGGAUCAAAUAAACUCUCCUAAACGUA
Messenger RNA from Macrobrachium nipponense, 645 nucleotides. Its product is annotated as shematrin-like protein 1. NCBI's taxonomy places the organism in Eukaryota, Metazoa, Arthropoda, Malacostraca, Decapoda, Palaemonidae. Bases 41 to 343 code for a protein of 100 amino acids. The transcript has 2 exons. The record is from RefSeq and is a predicted model, not a curated record.